AUGGACAACGACAUGAAGAAAGACGCCGCGAGACUCGAGAGGACCGGCUCCCAGACGGGGGCCGCCAACGGCACCGGCAACGGCAACGGUAAUGGCGACGACGACUACCGGCUGGCCCAGCUCGGGCACGCGCAGGAGUUGAAGAGACAGUUCUCCCUGCCGGCCCUCGGGGCGCUCUGUCUCUGCCUCAUGGCAACCUGGGAGGCUCUGUCGACCGUCAUCGCACCGGCCCUGUUGAGCGGCGGCGCGCCUUGCCUGUUCUAUAAUCUCAUAGCCUCCACCAUAUGCACCGUCUGCAUCGCUUCCUCGCUCGGGGAGAUUGCUUCGAUAUAUCCGACUGCCGGAGGUCAAUACCACUGGGUCGCAGCCCUCUCCCCGCCGUCGACCCGGUCCGCCGCCGCCUUCACCACCGGCUGGGUCUCCGUCGGCGGCCAGGUCGUCCUGACCUCCUCCGCCGCCUUCGCCGCCGGCCUCCAGGCCCAGGCCCUCAUCGUCCUCAACAACGACGGCUCCUACGCCCCGGCCCGCUGGCAGGGCAUGCUCUUCUACUGGGCCGUCCUCGCCUACGGCAUGGCCAUGAACAUCUGGGGCCACAGGCUGCUGCCCUCCGCUAACCUGAUCGCCGGUACGACGACGCAACCGUGUCCCGUCUUUCCUUUACCCCUUUUGAGGGUGUUGGUGUUGUCCUUGCUCGGGAACACUGCCUUUAUAGUCUUUACACACUCGGCCACACUCACUAACUGA
This is a messenger RNA of Colletotrichum higginsianum IMI 349063, 744 nucleotides long. Its product is annotated as Amino acid permease. The transcript has 3 exons. Gene Ontology annotation, biological process: amino acid transport; transmembrane transport. The record is from RefSeq and is a predicted model, not a curated record. NCBI's taxonomy places the organism in Eukaryota, Fungi, Ascomycota, Sordariomycetes, Glomerellales, Glomerellaceae. Gene Ontology annotation, cellular component: membrane. Gene Ontology annotation, molecular function: transmembrane transporter activity. The coding region runs from base 1 to 744 and encodes 247 amino acids.